GAAGCAGGGGAGUGCUUUAGAAAAAUCCUUAAGUUCUUCUGCUCAAAUUCCUCCUCUGGAGAUGACUUUACUUUUAUGACCUGCCCUUUCUGUGCCUGUACCUGAAAGGCGUGUUCAGAAGCUGAAAUUUCCACGGCGUUUAACCCGCUUGUGCCCUUUGCUUUGCUGCGUCUCCUGAGCCUGGACUCGAGAGUGGCGCGGGUGGGGGUGGAGCAGGGUCUCCGGGGCAGUGAGCGUAGGUGAGGCAGUGCCUCCGCGGGGAGGCACAGGGAGCAGCGGGGUGAGCUGCUCAGGUGAGGGUCAGUGUUUGAUGGGGAACUGGCAGCCUGGAGGUACAAGACAAGGAGGAGAGUUUGUAGGGAUCAGCUGGACUGGCAGCCCAACUGUCUGUGCCCAUCCUUUCUGGCCGCCCACCCAUGCCAAGGACUUCAGUUUGACAAAUGAAAAAGAUGCCCACUCCAGUGACAAUGAUGAGAACUCAGAGCGUGGCAACUGGGCAAACAAAGGCGAAUACCUGCUGUCCAUGGUGGGCUAUGCCGUGGGCCUGGGCAACGUCUGGCGCUUUCCCUACCUCACCUACCAGAAUGGAGGAGGUGCUUUUCUAAUCCCCUACACCCUGAUGUUGGCAUUAGCUGGCUUGCCCUUAUUUUUCAUGGAAUGUUCCCUUGGGCAGUUUGCCAGUCUAGGGCCAGUUUCCAUCUGGAGAAUACUACCAUUGUUUCAAGGAGUGGGCAUCACAAUGGUCAUCAUCUCAACAUUUGUGACUAUCUACUACAACGUUAUCAUUGCUUAUGCACUCUACUACUUAUUUGCCUCAUUUCAAAAAGUGCUGCCAUGGUCAGACUGCUUUUCCUGGGCAGAUGAAUUCUGCAGCAAGACACGAAUAGUAAGUGACUGCAACGCAACCUUGCAUGGGGAAAUCAUUAAUGCAAACUACUCAUUCAUCAUGGGCAACAAUCUCACAUGUAUAAAUGGCACCAUAAACUACAAACCAGUGCAAUUUCCCAGUGAGCAAUACUGGAACAAAGUGACUCUGCAGCGCUCGAGUGGGCUGGACGAGACCGGCAGGAUCGUGUGGUACCUGGCUCUCUGCCUCCUCCUGUCCUGGAUAAUUAUUGGAGCUGCCCUGUUUAAAGGAAUCAAAUCUUCUGGAAAGGUUGUCUACUUUACUGCACUCUUCCCAUAUGUCAUCCUGCUCAUCUUGUUGGUGCGAGGUGCCACUCUGGAAGGUGCUUUGGAUGGCAUUGAGUACUACAUUGGGAGACAGUCCAACAUCACCAAGCUGAUGGAGGCAGAGGUUUGGAAAGAUGCAGCCACACAGAUAUUUUACUCCCUGUCUGUGGCAUGGGGCGGGCUUGUUGCUUUGUCUUCAUACAACAAGUUCCACAACAACUGCUACUCAGAUGCCAUUGUAGUUUGUGUGACCAACUGUGCCACCAGCAUAUUUGCUGGCUUUGCAAUAUUCUCCAUCCUGGGACAUAUGGCAUUUUUGUCUGAGAGACCCGUCUCAGAGGUGGUGGACUCAGGGUUUGACUUGGCCUUUGUAGCCUACCCAGAGGCUCUCUCCAAGUUACCGGUUUCUCCUCUGUGGUCCUUCUUGUUUUUCUUCAUGCUUCUACUUUUGGGCCUUGACUCCCAGUUUGCCAGCAUAGAAACACUUACAACUACCAUUCAAGAUAUAUAUCCCAGAGUGAUGAAAAAAUUAAGAACACCUAUAACCCUGGGUCUGUGUACAGUGUUCUUUUUUCUUGGGCUUAUCUGUGUUACCCAGGCAGGAAUUUACUGGGUUAACCUAAUAGAUCACUUCUGCGCUGGAUGGGGAAUCCUUAUUGCAGCUGUUCUGGAGAUAGUAGGCAUCGUCUACAUUUAUGGAGGAAAUAGGUUCAUUGAAGACAUUGAAAUGAUGAUUGGAAAGAAGAGUCGUUUAUUCUGGCUGUGGUGGAGAAUGUGCUGGUUUUUCAUCACUCCUGUGCUGUUAAUGGCUAUUUUGGUCUGGUCUUUGAUCACGUUUUCAAAUCCCACUUAUGGCUCAGUGUUAUACCCAACCUGGGGAACCGCUGUUGGCUGGUGCAUGAUCAUCUUCUGUGUCAUCUGGAUUCCCAUUGUUGCUAUUGUAAAAAUAGUUAAAGCUAAAGGAAACAUUGUUCAGCGCAUUGUCAGCUGCUGCCAGCCUGCAGCAAACUGGGGCCCCUACCUGGAGCGCCACCGAGGAGAGCGAUACAGCCACGUUGUGGAUCCCAAGAAGAAAAAGGAGCAGGAGAUUCCCACUGUGUCUGCCUUUAUAUACAAGCAAUAUUGAGAUGGCUGUUUGGAUGACUGUUUUUUAGUAUAUAUGUGGGUUUUGUCUUUUAAUAUUGGAAAGGUACUAGGCAAAAAAAAAAAAAAAAAAAAAAAGGCAAAUCAACAGCCCUGCCCUUUAAAAUCCAGCCCCCAAAUGAAAGCGAGUCAUAUUAUUUAUUUUUAGUGCUUUAUUCUUUGGGGAGGAACACGUCAAUUAGGCACUGAGAUCUCACCAGAUAUGUAGGUUGAGAGGGCAGGAUAAUACACUGCAGGCUCCCCAGGCUGCUGGACUGGCCAUGCUUAACCCCAUCCAACUGGUAUCCAGCUGGACUGCAGAUACAGGUGUGGAGGAGAGUAAAGACAUUCUGGUGCUCCCCAGCUGGAGCCCAAAGGUGCUGUGUGUUUGUGUGUGUGUGUGUGUGUGUGUGUGUGUGUGUCCUGAGGUGCAGUUGCUGCCUUCUGCUGUGCUCUGCCCCCCCAGGGGUGUGCAGUCAGCAGAGGGGAAUGGGUGUGCUGCUGCCUGGCAUUGGAGCUCAGGGAACAUGAAUAAUUCUUCUCUAAGCCUUGCUCAGUGAGCUGGGAGGCUGCUCAGGAUUUGAUGUUGAGUAUGUUCUGUGUGUGUGUGUGUUGUCUAAACAAAUAGAAAUAUUGAGUGGCAAAAAAUUGCUAUCACAGGAAAUAAGGCUUCAACACGGUGAGAGGCAGGCUGCUUUCUAUUUCUCAUUAUUCCCCUUGGGAUCCCUAAAGAGCUAUCUUUGUCAUGCCCUGUGCUCAGCCCUCAUCUGUCUUUAAUUCAAAAACCUCAUGUUUCCAUAUUUUGUCAUUAGGCUCUGCAGAAUGAAAGAGUAACCAUUGAAUUCUGGUUUGUCUGCUCUCCUAUUUCCAUCAAUGCUUUACCUGUCAGGUUGUUUUCUGCUUCUUUUACUCAGAUUCGGGCUUUCCCUUCCAAAGGAGACCCAAAGUGCUUUUUUCAAAGACUCAAACAGUGUUAUGGUAGGGCCAAAAGAAGCAGAACUUUAAGUAAAGUGAAGGUUAAAACUACCUUGUAGUACUGUUAUUCCAAAAUUUGCUGAACUCAUGAGAUUAAUGAGAAGUUAUUAAGUUUGUAAUGCAGUUGGGAACACAGACUUGAGCAUCUACAUAGGCAGGAAGGGUUUGGGUGAAGAGAAACUGACUUCACUUGUAUUACAAGUGAAUCCAGAUAAAGGGGGAAAAAAGACUAUGGAGAGAAUGAAUGCAUUUGGUGUGCUGAGGAACUUCUCUCUCACUGUGAUAAUGGUUCCAUGGGAACAAAGCAGCAGGGUGUUCAGCUGUCACUUGCUCUCAGGGCUUUGUCACUUUUUCUGGACAUGAAGGAGUGUGGAUAGUGGCUUUCUUGCCCAAGCUGCAUAUCUUGGUGUAUGUUUUAUACUGGGAGGUUUUUUUUUUGUGGUUUUUUUUUUUUGUUUUUUUUUUUUUUUGUGACAAAUCAACACUUUAUGGCGAACAUAAUGUGAUUUCCCUGCCCUGUUUUUAAUGAUUUUGGAACUGGCAAAUAAAAUGUGAUUUUAUGUUUUUAA
Messenger RNA from Vidua macroura (Pin-tailed whydah), 3839 nucleotides. RefSeq names its product solute carrier family 6 member 14 (gene SLC6A14). Bases 311 to 2299 code for a protein of 662 amino acids. Gene Ontology annotation, cellular component: membrane. The transcript has 15 exons. Gene Ontology annotation, molecular function: L-proline transmembrane transporter activity. The record is from RefSeq and is a predicted model, not a curated record. Lineage: Eukaryota; Metazoa; Chordata; Aves; Passeriformes; Viduidae. Gene Ontology annotation, biological process: sodium ion transmembrane transport.